Messenger RNA from Alternaria viburni, 189 nucleotides. RefSeq lists its product as uncharacterized. The record is from RefSeq and is a predicted model, not a curated record. The transcript has 2 exons. Bases 1 to 189 code for a protein of 62 amino acids. NCBI's taxonomy places the organism in Eukaryota, Fungi, Ascomycota, Dothideomycetes, Pleosporales, Pleosporaceae.
AUGUCCGGACAUGUGAAGCUCAGCACACGUACUAAUCCUCCUGUGUGCUUCUGCAAGCGCCCGUGCCACUGGUGGAAGGAAUUCGGUCCGCCUGCCUACGGCGAGAUAGCUAACUUCGAGUUCCCAUGGCCUACAGGCCGCAUGAAUUACGACCCCAAAGUACACGAUCGGUUCGUAUGCGAAGAUUGA